Porites lobata is the source of this 19538-nucleotide messenger RNA. The record is from the annotation of a GenBank genome assembly. NCBI's taxonomy places the organism in Eukaryota, Metazoa, Cnidaria, Anthozoa, Scleractinia, Poritidae.
AUGAAUUAAGAACCAGAAAUUUCACGAUACCUUCCUCUUCCACUCUUCGGGUCUUUACCUUUUCUUUUUUUACCCUCUAGUUUUUAGUCCUUUUAUGUUAGUUCAGUUUACCACUAAUCAUUAUCUUUGAAAUGGCGGCAAGCUGUAAAUACAUUUUCGUCUGCAUCGCCUUUUCCGGACUGUUGUGGGACUUGGCGACGUGUCGUAGCUCUCGAAAAUUAUAUUCUAAUACAUGGGUUGUCCAAGUCGACGGGGGCCAAGAAGAAGCAGAGAGAAUUGCUGCAGAGAAGGAUUUCAUACUUUUAGGACAGGUAAAGAAGAAAAUUAUUGAUAUCAUUCCUUGAGAUUUUUAUCGCGUAUGGAAUAACAUCCCUCGCUCUACGCGACCGUUCGAUCGUUUGCAGGGGCAAUUCAACUGAUUAUUCUCUUAUUGUUUCCUGGUAACGGGAGUUUUGCUUGAUCUAAAAAGAUGUUGUUUACUCUUGAGGUUGGAAGUUUGGAAGGAUUUUACAUGUUCAAGCAUAAGUCACAUCCUAGGCGAUCGAGACGCGAUGCAGUGGAUCUAACCUGGGAUCUAUCCGAUCAUCCAAAUGUGAGUAACCUUUAGCAGCUUAUGAAGUUACUGUAUUGUGUGUUUCUAUACGAUGAAAGCUUCCAUGAAACGGAAUUCAUGUGCAUUUUAGGUCGUCUGGGUAGACCAACAGAUUGUUAAAAGACGCGUAAAGAGAGAUUAUUCUCCGCAUUGGAACGACCCUGACUUUGGGAAGCAGUGGUUUCUUGUAAGUGUGAUAAUUUAGCAUAGCGGCAGUUUAUUUAGAGAUCCUUACAGCCAAAUCGCGAGUUUUAGUCUCGUUAUAAAUGAAGACAUCGACACAUUUUUAUAAUUAUUGGUCAUGUAAUGUCAAUGUCGAUCGUAAUAUAACGUUCCUGUGUAUUGGUGAUUUUCGCCAUAGAAGGGUAAAUAAACCUUUUAAAAGCACCAGGUGGGCUGAGGUAUUGGUUAACUAAAGGUUGCGAGCUUAUUGUAAAAACAUAGUGUUCAUCGUGUUAUUAAGAAGCAAACGUUCCGGUAUUCCGACAUAAAUUGUUACAUUAGUCAAGUUAGGAUCUUUUUAAACAUCGUUGUUCUUGGAAGGACUAAUUUUUCAAUGCUAAGCUGUAAAUUAAUCAUUCAUUCAAAUAAUUAUCAGGUGUCGCCUCUCCGUUGCACAAUAUUUUUUAACGUUGUUAUCAUUCUUUCGGGCUAGUUUACAAUGUAUACGUUUUAUCAGUGAUGAUUCCCUGAUAAAUCGGAAAGAAAUUUCGAAUCUUUUCAAAUCUAAAUUGUUUGUUUAUUCAUUCAGCCGGUUUCAUUCAUUUUGUAUGUUGGAAGUCUCCUGUUGAGGGUGGGGGGAGGAGAUGGGAGGUGUGGGGGAGGGGUGUGUGGUGUGGGUCACAGCUAUUCGUUUGAGCCUGCAAUAUACAUAGCAAGCAGCAUUAUUCUUAACAACAGUGUCAAAGUAAGGAAUCUAGCCAUUUAUUCAGUUACAUGACAAAACACUGCUCUUUUGAAGUUACAAUACUGACAUUUUUUAUUGAUACUCCAUAUUUGCAGCAUAAUACAGACAGCAUAUUCAGAGGUUAUGACCACAAUGUUCUUCCAGUCUGGGAACAGGGUGUCACUGGAAAGAAUGUCGUUGUCUCUAUUCUAGAUGAUGGUAAGUCAUAAAAAAGUGAAAACUGGUUCGUUUGCUGCCAUUAUAUUAUCAGUGCUUGACUUUCAGAAAAAAAUGUUGGGGCCGGCUGACCUCUAAGUUUUCAUUUUUGGUCACCAGAAGAAGUAUUCUAGUCACCAAAAAUUACAAUAAACUUAACAUCUUUUACUUAGCCUAAACAGAAAAAGAAUGCUUUAGACUUCCUUUGAACUUUCUUUCAAAUGGUUUUCGAGUGAGGCUCGAUUACUAGCCGGUGUUCGGGAAAAUGAACCCACACUCAAGUGUAAAUCUCCUCAAACAGGUAUUCAAGCAAUGGAAUACUCAUUUAGAUAAACAAACUUUAGGAAUCACAAAAAACUUAUUUGGCUUAUGAAAGAACUAAAUCUGCAAAAUUUGUUUUGUGUCCCAUGUAUUUUCAGGUUCAGAAAUGAACAUCAGUAAAACUUGAUCUAUUUCGUGGUUGCCUAGCAUGUGAUCUAAAGUCUCCAGAAAGAGGAAACGUCGCUAAUGUUUUCAGGCAAAGAAGAUGAUUUCUUGAGAAGUCUGUUAGAAAAACAGCAUGAGUUCAAUGGUACUUCAUUAGAAGCCAAUAAAAUAUGGCAGAGCUCUUAUUUGGGUCGUCACACUCGACAGAAAUUUUCAUAAAGUUGUUUACAAGAAGUUUGAGAAAUAAGCCCUGUUCGUUCUCGAUUAGCUUGAGCUUUUAUCAGACUAAUCUGCUAUCAAGUCUGCAAUAAUGGGAUACAUGUUCGACAAAAUAUUGUUUCAAAUCAAUGCUCUAAAAGUCAUUCCAGGAGAAACACAGGAUGAACUGUUGACCAGACGUGAAAAUUUAGUUGCCAGCAAACUUUUGUUUCUCGGUUUGAUCUAGUAGUUAGUGACUGCCAUAAUAAUAAGUACAUAGUAAAGUGUAACAGCAUAAAAUAAUAUAGUAAUUUGAAGAUCAAGGGCAUGAUGCUACAUGUAAAUUGUUUGUUUAUUUAUUUGUAGGUAUUGAAUAUACACACAAUGACUUAAAGGCAAACUAUGUAAGUUACUGAAUGUAGAUGAUUUCAAAAAAAUUAUUUUGCUUCCUCACAAAAAUGUCUAAGAGAUUAAAGGUGAUGUAACAUGGGACGAUUCACAAUGACAAUUUUUAGUUGAACACAAUGUUGGAACAAUGUUGUACCUGUUCGAAACAAUAACUGCAAUGCUGUGUUGCACUAAGAAUCAUCAUUGCGAAUCCUCUCAUGUAAUGUCACCUUAAAAUGGUCCAGCUUGAAUGACUUCUCCAGUUGGGCUGGAUCAUUCCAAACAGUCUUGUACCAAAGUUCCUGAAAAACCGUGGUUGAGUGGAUGCCUGCCCUUUUGUCUUCUUCUGGAUUGAGGAAGAGAAAAGAAGGCUUUACCUGAAUUGUGUCAAAUCUAUAAAGGCGCCACAACCCAAACUUCUGGACUAGUCAAUAUUGUACAUCCUCAUCGCCUCAAACUGCUUUUUUGAGUGCGAGUAUCUGGUUAUUGAUAAACUGAUGGUCAUAAUAUUGAGCCUGCUGCACCAAGCACAAGGCUUAUAGUCCUGGCCUCGGUUGUUCAAAGGCUAGAUAGCACUAUCCACCGGAUAAAUCUCUAUCCAGAGGAUAGUGCAAUUGGUUUCCCUAAUACUCAUCCACUGGAUAGUGAUUUAUCCUGUGGAUAGUGCUAUCCAACAUUUGAACAACCGGGGCCUGGGUUCAAUACUGUGUCCUAGUAUCUUGCAGCGCAUGUUCAACUCUGCAAAGAUCUAACUUGAUUUAUGCAGAGUCUUUGACAAGUUCACCAAAUUGGGCAAGUCAGAGAGAUAGACUCAGCUAGCAGCAGGGUGAUUCCAUAUCUAUGUUUUCCGUUUUUAUGAAAGUACUUUUUUGCUUUCUUUCUUAACUCCUCCACCAUCUACAAAUUAAUUGAAAAGUAAUGAGGUAUUUACUUUUUAGUAGUUAACAAAACUGCAGUUUUUUUCGCUAUAUUUUUUUCACUUUCUAGGAUCCCAAAGCUAGUUAUGACUAUAAUAGUAAUGAUGCAGAUCCUGCUCCUAGACCAACCUGGAAUGAUGAAAACAGGUUUGUUUGCCAGUAUAAAAGAUUAGAAGAGUACAUUGUUCUGUUUUUGAAAACAAUUAGCGAAAACAAAAACAAAUCAAAUACUAGACAUGCACAUGUGCUUGAACUACUUUGGUAUGGUUAGUUUAGUUUAUACCUUAAAUUGACCUCUGGAAAAGAUGACGGGGAUCCUAAUUCUGUCCAUUCUGUGUAUGACUACGCAGAUUUAAUAAUCAUUAUGUAAUGGAUAUGUAACUGGUCAAAAUCAAAUUGAGGUUAAACCUUUUGAAACUUGUUUGAUUUUCAAUUUCCUUUGUGUCCUAGCCACUUAGGUUAAAAAAUUUUGACCUGUAACAGAUAUUCAGCAUAAAUUAAUGUUUUUGACAUGUUGGGUUGUUUUUGCAGGCAUGGUACAAGGUGUGCAGGAGAGGUGGCAGCCACAGGAAACAACAGCCUCUGUGGAGUGGGAGUAGCACCUCAGGCUAAAGUUGGAGGUGUGUACGUUAUCUGACAACUACACGUAACGACUGACAGUCGAUCACACCUCUUGACUAUUAAAAUUUAAUUUAAUUUCGUACCUCCACUUGUACUAACAGUCACCUCUCCACAAUGGCCACCCCUCUAAAAUGGCCCCUUUAUUUUGUCCCAGCAGACAGUCCAUACAUUUACUCUUAUUUAAAGCUCUCCUUAAUUGCCACCUCUCUACAAUGGCAGCAGCCACUAACGCUUGUCCCCAACUGCCAAAAUAACUUCUCUCAGUUUUUUCAGUGACUGGUGAAAAAGUCAAGAAUGCUCAUGAAUUUUUUCGUGGCAAUUGUAUUUUGAUGUUGUUUAAUUUAUUUUGCUGCAGUAAGCAUAACUUGUCUAUGAUACUUCUAGUGAGUGUUACAAACCUUGCGCGUUGUGUCACGUUAACAUUUUGAUUCAAGACAUAAUUCAAGCUUUUUGUGUACUUAUCUCCGCACAUUAUAUAUGAUCGGAUUAGCAUGAUUAUGGGACACAGUAAGCAUGAAUUAACUCAGUACAAAAAUUCAUGUUGUGCUCCCGAAGAAAAAAUUGUCAUAUAACACACCUACCUCUCCACAGGGGCCACAUUCUUCUCUCCUCAAGCUGGCCGUUGUGGAGAGGUUCGACUGCAGAAAAGACAAUCAAGUCUUCUUACUUUGGGGCUAGAUACAAUGAUACAGUGUACAAGUAUCAUAACAAUGUGUAGGAAAGAUCAUAUCAGUAUUAGAUUUUAGGAAACUCCCCUCCCACCCCUCCCCUAAACCAACAUUUUUAAGAAGUUUGCAUGCUAAUGUUGUGUUAGGGUAUGAGUUGGCAGGCAGUUGCUCAGAGUCUUAACCCUUUCACUGCCAGAGUGUUUGAUAGAGUUUUUGUAAGGUGACUCUAACUUUUGAGUCUGGGGACAAAAUCCUAUGAUGUCACCAUUCAAAUGAAAGCUCUCUGCCUGUACUUUCACAUGAUGCUAUUUAUUUCUCAAAAUUUUAGACAAUGAAAUUUGUAAAUUUGGUCGAAAUUUGCCUUUGGCCACAUUUGACAGUGAAAGGGUUAAACAUGUACUUAUAUAUCUGAAAGGUCUUUAAAAAGGCUGCAUAGAAGGCUCGUAUUCACUUGAAUUGAUAAACUGAGCCCUUACUAUGUGUUACCAGUGGAAAGGUGUCCACCAUAGUUAGGUAGGAUAUGCUCAGUCGGUAGAGCAGUUGGCUUCAGAGCAGGAGGUGGUGGGUUUGAUUCCUGUGGUGGACUAAUACUUGGGGUCUUAAAUCACUGAGAAAUGAAGGUAGUGCCUUCAUCCUGCCAAAGGCUAGACCUUUGCUUAGCUCGGACGGCCACGCAAAAGGGUGUUAGCAUUUCCAUUAGGAGACAUAAAAAUGGUGUCCUCGAUAGUUAAUAAUUUUUUAAUAAGUGCUAAAUUAAAUACAUUGACUCUCAAAGAAAGUGCUUUUUGUAAUUUAUAGUAAGUUACGCUGCAUAUUUUUUCACUUUAAGAAAAGUUUCAUCUAGUAAGGUAAUUGACUGUCUUUCUUGAGAAGAGAGUAAGUCAGCUAUGACCAGCCAUCCCUCAAGAGGACGUGUCUUCCUGAUAGGGAUGAGGCUUUGCAAACUGACCAGAGUUGACCAUAUUUUAUUGUUGUAUGUAUCUUCAGGUGUACGGAUGCUGGAUGGUGAUGUAACAGAUGCGGUAGAGGCGUCUUCAUUAAGUCUCAACCCUCAGCACAUAGAUUUAUACAGCUCAAGCUGGGGACCAGAUGAUGAUGGGCGGACUGUGGAUGGACCAGCUAAGUUGGCAAAGAAGGCAUUUGCUGAUGGCGUGCAAAUGGUAAAUUAUAAUUUUAGAAAUAAUAUUGUACUGAUUGUUAAUCAACGGUGCUUCAUUUGCUGGAGCAUGAAACCAAACAGCUUGUACAUGUAAAGGCAAUUUACUCCUCCAAAUUACCAAACCUGGCAAUCAACUGUAUUGUGUCGAUUGCUAGCAAUAAAACACUGUACGUGUUUCUUUAUUUGUGGCAAAUUGAAUGUUACUUAAUACCGUAAAUCCUCUAUUAAGGCAGGGGGCUUAUUUAUUUCAAACACAUUUGAGGAGGGGCUUAAUAGAGACAGGGGGCUUACCUUAUUAUAGAAAACUAACGCUCCAUGAAAUUAAGGUAUUGGAAAUUGACGCGAAUUUAAUGGAAAAUGACUUUCGAAUAAAGAAAAUUAACGCAAAAGAGGAGGUAGAAUUUCAUUAUAAAGGAAAUUAACGCGAUUAAGACACAGCUGGUGGCCGAAAUCAGAGGAGAAGAUAUUGACAUCACUUCUGACAGUGACAGCGAUGAAGAUGAACUCGAAAUAUUGUAAACCUUCGCCUUAGCUUUUGUCAAAAAUGAAAAGCAAAGGGUAAAUAGAAAGAAAGCAAGCUUGUAGUUAAUGUCUUUUAGCUUUCAAGAAUGUCGGGACAGGUUCCAAAAUUGGGGUUAAAAUACUGGAAAAUAAUUAAGGGCACGGAAAUUAACGCUCAACAAAAUUAACGCGAUUAAUUUUAUGGAGUGUUAAUUUCCCAUAAUAAGGUAUUUGACAGGGGGGGUAGGGCUUAUUUAAUUUGGCAAAGACGGUGGUAUCAGUUCUCCAUAAAGCACUGGAAUAAAAAGUGGAAAAGCUCAAGUACAAGAAGUUGGAGGUCAUGCAGCCGAGGAUCAAAAACAGAUCCGAACUUCCAGUUGGUGAAUAAACCAUCCCGGAUCAGUCUACACGAAGUUUUUGCAGUUGUGAUUGAUUAAUACAGUCUAUCAUUUAUUAGUGAAGAAUAAUAAAGGGAGGGGAAGGGGGGGACUUAAAACAGAGGGGGGGGGGGGCUUGUUAACUUUCUUCCCCUGAAAGGAGGAGGCUUAUUAGAGAGGGGGAGGCUUAAUAGAGGUUUUGCAGUAUUACAUGUACUAGCAAUGUUGCUCUUUUCAAGAAAAUGAAGUUCAAUAAUUCAGUACAAUUCAUGUAAUAUAAUUAUAUUUUCUCUCUUUAUUUAGGGUCGUGGUGGAUUAGGCUCUAUUUAUGUUUGGGCUUCAGGUAAUGGUGGUAGAAGCCAGGACAGCUGCAGUUGUGAUGGUUACACAAACAGCAUUUAUACGCUCUCAAUCAGCUCAGCAACAGAACAUGGCACAUCACCGUGGUAUUCUGAAUACUGUGCAUCCACUCUGGCUACCACCUUUAGCAGUGGAAAUUUUGACAUGAGAAAAAUAGUAUGUAUCUUUUCCAUUGUUUGUAGCCAAAUACCAGAGAAUAUGAUAUCUGGUGUUAAUGUUUUUCAUAAUGAAUGACUGGAUUAUUAAAUGGUUUACAAGUGUUUGUUUCUAGUGAAAGUGCACAUUUAGCUAGUUUACAGGCACUCCUCUGAGAUCCUCUCAAAUAAUCACACACAAUCAUAACAUAGUUCAACUCCCCUACUAUUUGGAGGGAGCUAGUCAGCAAUAGAUCCAGAGGGGAUGAGGGUCUAGAGGUUCCACUCUCCCCCUCCUCCCCCCCCCCCUGCACCUAAAUUCAUUCAUCAGACCAGAAACAGUCAUGAAAUUUGAUAGCUGAGUGCUUUGAUCUUGGGUUUAUUACCCUUGUUAAGGAUAACACAUUUACGAGAAAUCAAUGUGUAAUGACCAAAAAGCUAGUAGGGUGGAAAUGCUUUGCCGUAAAAGGGUUGUUAAAAACAUGUUGAGCUCAAGUUUGGGCCCCUCCAAUAAAGAAUUUCUGGCUCUCCCCCUGCCAGUUAGCCAUUUAUAAGCUUGGCUGAGGAGUUAGAUGUAGAACUGCUGUAACACAACUCUGACCAAUAGUCAGGGCAGAACCUCUUAAACCAGGGCUUGCUGCCUAGACUGCAUUUGUGACACAGUGGACGCUUUUACCUUCUUCAUGAGUAAGAAAGUUUGCUUUGGCAAGAUUAAGGGUAUGAGUAAUUUGGUUUAUCUUCAAAAGGUUACAACAGACCUUCAUGGCCGAUGUACAGACUCACACACGGGUACAUCUGCCUCAGCUCCUCUGGCAGCAGGAAUAUUGGCACUUGCAUUAGAAGUAAAGUGAGUAUCUGGGUAUAGUUCUUGGCAUAUUUUUUAUUUGUUUGAUUAGUGCAUUGGGAAUCGUAGUAUAAGUGUGUUGUUAACUCCAGGUGGUGUUUGCCUAGUGCUGUGUAUUGUUUAGCCUGUGUAGCUGGCACUUGGAAGUAGUGGGCGAAAGAGAAACCGGGGUCGCGCGAUGGUGACACGCGAGGGGUGUGGCGCGCCCGUUUUUUCUCGUGCCCACUACUUCCAAGCGCCUGCUAUGCAGGCUAUGUACUGUUUAGCAAGAAAUGAUGUUUUGAGUGGUGUAGUGAUUUUCCUAGUAUUAAUGUGCGUUGUUUUAUUAAUCUACGGGGAGGCAGAGACCAUUAGGGAGUAAUAAAGCAGGCAUUACGGUUCAUUGUUCCCUCACUUAUCAUACAUUUGCGAGCCAUCAUAUUAUUUUACAAACCAAAUAAAAAAACAUGGCAAUUUUCACCUGGUAUACCAUCCAACACGACAAACAUUUUGUAUGAAAAUAACUUAUUUUGCUGCUCUUUGAAGCUCCCAAAGUUUCUCUCGCGGUUGUCGUUGUUAAAACGGACUCCUUUGCAACGUCAGCUAUACAAACAAUGUCUAUUCUCUGCUUAAGGCCAUUCAAUACCUUUCUUUGAUGUUUGGCAGUCAUCUUUUCUUCAUUCUUUGUUUCUUCUUUUUUGUUGGGGGGGAUGAUCUCAAUUAUUUUGGGAUACAAGUGGGGGGGGGGGCACCCGUAAAGAUUUCUAAUGAAGAGGCGGGUCAUCAUAUACUAUGGGAGCUACCCAUCAAAUCCCACAAGCCCCCCUUGCCCAAAUGAACGGUCCCUAAAUUGGCAUUAAAUUUUUUUACAGGUAUUUCAUUUUUUAAAAAUGUAAAAUACAAUAAUUUUAUUUGGAUUCUUCUGGAGGAAUUAUGACAUGCACAUAUGUUAUUUGUUUAUAGCCGUAACUUAACCUGGAGGGAUAUGCAACAUUUGGUUGUACGUACCUCCACCACUGAACAUCUUCAUUCAGACGACUUUAUUAUGAAUGCAGUUGGAAGAAAGAUCAGCCACAAGUUUGGUUAUGGUUUACUUGAUGCACUAGCACUUGUCAAUCUGGCAAGAAAAUGGAAAACUGUCCCACCACAGCACAUUUGCCGCGAGACACCAGAAGCACAACAGAAGUAAGUGUUAUUUUAAUUAAGAAUGUGCCAAUUAUUAUUUCAUCAAAAUGUUGAGACUCUCUAUAGGUUCCCGACGAAAAUGAACAGAAGUCGCGUCGAUCACUGUUGAUGGAACCACAAUCUUAGAGAUUCAAGCGACGAUCGCAUUGCGAGAUAUAGUAGUGAGUUUACACAACAGGACGGCAGGAAGAAGAAGACGGCAGAACGCUCGUGUGUGACAAACGUGACUGGCUAAUUCUUACGUGUUUUGUGGUGAUCUUUACUUAACAUCAAUGUUUUUUGGUCUUUUACAAAAAGAUCUGUUUAAAGGAAAGUGAAUUUUGGCGAAAAGUUAUUUCAAACAAAAUUAUUGUCACGCUUGUCACACAAGGCUUGCCGUCUUCUUUCUUCUCCCGUCCUGUUGCGUAAGUUCACUAAUAUAUCAGAACUAUUAAACGUCUCUAUUGAAGAGGCAAAAAGAUGUACGCAGUUGGCUUCGUUGCAUUGAUUGACCGAGUAGUUGUCGACAAUGUAACUCUGUAGUAACGAGCACUGAUUGGAGGAUCCAACUGCAACUGGAAUUGGAUUGCCAUUCCUAUCAAGUUUGACAACGAUAGUCGUGUGAUAACUGCAAAGAAAUCUGCCAAAAAUUGUGCUGCACGUUCAGAGUUUUUUAUUAUUAUUUUCUCGUUUCCGUCGUCCACUUCGUGGUAGCUCAAACUCGCUAGUAGCUCGCAAAACAAUUAUUCAGAUAUGAGACGAUUUCGUUGAAAAAUCGACAAUUUGAUGGAAAACGUACAACGCAAACGAUGUUCUCAGUUACCCAUAGAGAGCCGAGGCUCAGUGUUCACUUUGGUACCCAUGUUUUGGCUUGAAAGUGUCCUUGAAAAGUCUGAUACUGUUCCACAGAAUUCACCUGCAGAUUUAAGAACAGUAAAAGCCAUCCUAAAAGACUGUGUAGUAACCAAGAAGGAUUUCAUUUUAAUAAAAAAACUCAAGCUUUAGAAAAACAGUUGAACCGCGCCCUCCAAAGUGUGAAAACAAUCCAAGUUAGCCCUCAUGUUGUUGCCGAAUCAACAAGCUCUAAACAUUUGUGUAAAUUUGUUAGGUUACGGUGCUACCAUCUUUUUCGUAUAUUUGUACCUUUUUAGGGCCCCUAUUGAUACACUGUAAGCAGUUUUUAUUUCAUUUUACAUUGAAAAAAUUUGAAAAAAGAUAUCUUUUAAUUUUCAAACAUUUGCCUUCCAGACCUAUCCCUAGUAAAGGCACUUUGAAGGUGACCGUUACAACAACAGGUUGUGCAGAUGACAGCCACCAUGUCAAAUACCUAGAACAUGUGCAGGCCGUCAUCACGCUGAGCUUUUCUCGCCGAGGUGACCUCAGCAUAAAACUAAUAUCCCCUCGUGGCACGGUAGCAAUUUUACUGGCUCAGCGGAGACAAGACUACUCAAGCAGUGGCUUUACUGACUGGGAGUUCAUGUCAACUCACACCUGGGGUGAAGAUCCAACGGGAACAUGGACCUUGGAAAUCGAGAACCAUGGUAAAAUUUUGGGAUCAUUAUACGUUUCUGGGAAAGUGCCCACCUACCCCUUCCCUUCCCUUCCCUAAGCCAACAUUUUGCCCUAAAUGAGAAGAAAGUGUUAAUGGUGGCUUAGGGGAGGGGUAGGCGGGCAGUUUCCCAGAAACGUAUAAGACAAGACUACUCAAGCAGUGGUUUACUGACUGGGAGUUCAUGGCAACUCAUGUUAACUUGAUUCGAGUUCUCUCUAUUAAUGAGUUGUAGCACCUAAGUGACCUCAAAUAAGGCAAAGUUAUAAGCAAAUGGUUAAAAGCCUGUUAGGCAAAAAUAAAGCAGUAACUGAGGCGGACAACUUUCAAUUUCGGAUAUGGCACUCAAGACCCCACCUAAUGGUGUUUCAAAACCGUGUUGGAAUGUGGAAAGGUUCCAUUAAAAGUUUCUAGGUACACGUAGUUCGCGAGACGUUUUCCUGCAUUGUAUCUGGUACACUUAUAUAUGUUCAUAUAAAUGAAAACGGGACUGGUUUUUUUUACGAAUUAAGGCUCUUCAAGUAACAGUGGUGUUCUUAAAAACUGGUACUUGGUAAUGUAUGGAACUGAAGAACCAGCUGUUUCCAGUGAUUCCAGUAAGGAACCAGUUCCUGCCUGUAGCAUUGAAUGCCAGAAUGGCUGUACAGGACCAAGAGCUGACCAGUGCAGGGACUGUAAACACUUUAGAGGUAGUACCAGCAAUGUAAGUACACGCUCAUUAAAGCUCUGUUGGACGUAAACUGUUUUCACUGAACUUGUAGAAAAUUGGUGUCUUUUUAUAGUGUAAAUGUGGGCUCACAAAUGCUUUUUGAUUUGCGCACUUCUUAGGGUUAAUUAUCAGCUGCUGUGCGGUAAAUAAAUGUGCGCUCCUCCCCCUCAAAAGAUGGUUGGACUCGUGUAUUUGUUAUCGUAUAUUUCCACCAAUCAGCUCGUUGCCUGCCGAAAUCGAGUAGGCAGCUUGAAUUAUUUUUUCUAGUGUAGAUUACACCAGCCGAUAUGAAGGUAUCGUAUUUUCCAGUGGUUUAAGCUUAAAAACCGGGCAGAUUUACAACAAAAAGCCCUGAGAAGCUGGUAAAUUGUGAGGAUGUCUGCAAGUGACUAGCUUUUAAUAGUAAUAUAUAUAUUUUUUUUCAACUGUAGGAGUGUGUUGCUGAUUGCUCCAAGUCAGAGUAUCAAGAUGUUGCUGGAAAGCUUUGCAAGCCAUGCAGUCACACAUGUGCAACUUGUCACGGACCCAGCACAUCAGACUGUCUCUCUUGUACUCCUCCACUAAUCCUGCACAAUGGAAGCUGUGUAAACUUUUGUCCUGAUGGCACAUUCACACAUGUGCAAGAUUCUGUCUUGAUCUGUGCAAAAUGUGACUUCACGUGUCUGACAUGUGCUGGCAAUGCAACUGCCUGCACUUCAUGCACAUCAGAGUACAAGCAUGUCCCUGGUCGAUGUGUGAAGAAAUGUGGUGAAGGGAAGUAUGUCGACGCAGAAGGACUAUGCCACUCUUGUCACCCAUCUUGCAAAAAUUGCAAUGAAGGCGGUGCAAGUGCCUGCACAGAAUGUGCAGUCAAAGAUAACCAGAAGUUAUUUCUACACAAGGGUGAAUGCAAGGCUUCUUGUCCAAGUGGUUUCUUCGAAGAAGCAGCUAGUCAAGAGUGUAAACCUUGUGAUUCAACCUGUGACAGUUGCACUGGUCCGUCCCCAUCGCAGUGCAUGUCCUGUAGUCAGGGGCUUUUCAGGAUAGGAGCUCCAACUGGCUUGUGUAAACCAAACUGUCCAGAGGGUAAGGAGUUUGAUGUACUUGAACUUGAAGAGUAGAUGUGUUUCAUACUGUACUCAUUUUUUGUGGCAAGUCGAUCAGCAUUUUAUCCCGUAGGGGUCUCCCAGUCUCUUGUACUUGACUGAAAGCGUUACAAAAUGUAUCAGUUGCUGGAAAGUUGGGGCUGUGGAAGUGAACACAACACAAGGAUUAUAGUUAGGUCGAGACUUGCAGAUUCUAGAUAUUUAAUCCAGUGAAGAAAAAAUGGAACGGAUUUCUUUAACACGAAGUGCUUACAAAGCGCACUGUUGACGAAUUUUAACCCGGUUCUCUGCACAACUUUGUAAUAGCCAAUAGAAGAAACAAUAGCAACCCAAAAAAGUCUCAUAGUGCAAUUCGACACAACGCUCACCCAGUCUAACGCUCAGCCUCAAAUUAGUCAGGUAACCGUGGUAAACUCAUAGACCAGCACUCUGCCAACUGAGCCAACCCUUCCGCAAAACUAGAAAGUGCAUCCUCAAUCACUGCGUCACUGUUCUCUCUUCAGGCCAGUAUCCUGAAUCAACUAAUGGUACAUGCACGCCUUGUCCAUCACUAUGCAAGAAAUGUGACCCUUCGGAUCCCAGUAAAUGCACCAGUUGUCCUAAAGAUGAGUUUCUUUAUGCACAUGGAUGCAUACCUGCUGAGCAAUGCCCAGGGGGUACGUAUGCAAACGGCACAACUGGGAAGUGUGAAACUUGCCCACUGGGAUGUUCAUCUUGUAGUCAGUCUUCUGACAUGAAGUGCCUGGCUUGUUCAGAAGGUUUUGUCUUGUACAAGUCUAAAUGUUUGAUACGAUGCCCUGAGGAUACCUUCCGCAAGCAUUCCAACAGGUUAGUGCAAGUAUUUGUAUUCUGUUUGGGGUGAGCAAGUCAUCCAUACUGGCAUCCAUAACAAGUUUAAGAAUCUUGAUAAGCAAAAUUUGUACUUAAUAAUAGGCCUAUAUUGGUUGAUGUACGUUCGGCAGAAGUGCUGCAAUAAGCAGCGUGAUGUCUUCAUGUGCGGUGUUAAAGCGAUUUUAGUUGCAAGUUCAAAUCUCGCGCGUAAACUAGCGGCGAUUUCAUGGCGGCUUGUUGUUAUUGGCGAAUUUCUGCGCGAAAGUUGCCAACAGCCUAUCUUUGUCUUGUCGGUUACCUUUUGAUUUAAGACCCAUACACUACAGUUACCGCUGCGUAAAGAUUGGAAAAUUACACUAAAACUGCCACGAAAUCGCAGCAGAAAUGGCGUGAAACUUACCGGUGGACUGAAUAAAUGACUUUUGAGAGUAGCGAGCCUGUCCCAAUUUCCUUUUGAUCUAUUUAUUUUACCAUUAACAGUUGCGUGCCCUGUAGCCCAUCGUGCCAGACAUGCUAUGGUGACAGAAGUGACCAAUGUCUCUCUUGUACUCUUCCAAAACAUCUCAUGGGCUCUACAUGUGUCUCUGAAUGCCCAAAGGGGAUGUUCCACAGCCAGGUGUCUCAUACUUGUGCAGCUUGUUAUGCAACUUGCGAAUCAUGCAGUGGACCAAACGACAAUGACUGUCACUCUUGUAAAGGUACGUAACUAUUAUUCCUUAUUACGGAAGACUGAUCUUGAUUUUUUCUUCGGUUGCAAAUCUCCCAUUCGCCACUGAAGAGCUGAGGAGGAAACUGGGCCGAGUUGACUUUUGCAAAGACUUCUGGGACUAAUAAUAGCUGACUAAUACCAAUAGCUGACCGGCGCGUCCAACGAUCCCAGAAACAAUUGCGGGAGAUAUCUAGGUUCCAGUUCCCCUCUCAUUCACGAAGUGGCGAAUUGACGUACAUGUACUUUGAGUACACUACGAGUGAAAAAGCUAAUCAUGCGUGGAAUAGAUAUUCUGCAAGUAUAGUAGGAUUAACCAUGUUGUGGAUUGCUUGUUCUUUUUAACCCCCUGAGUAAUUCUCUCAAGAGUUUCUCGUAAGUUUUAAAAGCAAAAUCGUAUUUUAUUUAGGGAAUUGUUCGUGCAUCUUUGCCCAGAAGUGUUUUCACAGUUUCAUUUUGAAUAAUUUCCUUUAUUGAUUCACGUGAACAGUACACUCUGCUAGAAGCUGACCAACCCUCAUGAGUCGAAUACUUUGUCAAUUCCAUCAUAACAAGAACCUACCGUAAAAGAUCUAAUAGAUGCCCUCUCUCAAAUAAACGCCUCUCGUGCAAUAACGCUACCACGCUGUCAAGUGUAUUGUACACCCCUAGUAAACGCCCCCUGAUUAAUAGACGCCCCCACUCCCAGACAGAUAAAGGCAGAGUUUUCCGUGCUGAAUGAUUAGCCAACCCUUCCAGAUCUCAAUUGUACGUAGUAAUUCCUUAUAGCGAAAGAAUAAUAAGAUUGUUCUUAUAAGGUGGAUGGGCUACAAUUUUUCCACCAUUUUAACUUAAACCAAAAUAUUCAUAAGUUAGUCUUUACAUACUCGGUACUUACCUGUUGUUCUUCUUUUAGCCGGCUGGUCUCUUGUUGGCGGCAAGUGUCAGUCAUCUUGUCCAAGUGGUAAUUUCAAUGGCAGUGAAGGUUGCCAGGCGUGUAAUCCGGUUUGCCUUGAAUGCAGUGGUCCAUCUCAAGAAAACUGUCUCAGUUGUAGCGACAUUAAAUUUCUUAACCUGCAGACAAACCAGUGCUCUUAUGAAUGCCCCGAAGGCUAUUUUGGAGAUUUGGACACCACCCAUUGCAAGCCGUGUCCCGCAGGUUGCAAGGAAUGCAAAAAUGGUGCAGAAUGUUUGUCCUGUGGACCAGGCCUAUUGCUUGUUGGUAAUUCCUGCCAAACUCAAUGUCCCACUGGUCACUUCCACAGCAAUGUAUCAGACUCUUGUGAACCGUGUGAUGGUAUGUGCAAUGAGUGUGUACGGUCUGCCAGCAACUGUAUCAAGUGCCGAGACCAUGAGGUGUUGAGUGAAGGGCAUUGUGUCAGCGUUUGCCCAGCUGGUUCAUUUUUAUUGUCAGACAAUAAUAACUGCAUGCCCUGUCAUCCGUCCUGUAAAACAUGCACAGGGCCUACCGACAAUGAUUGCACAGGCUGCAAUGCUGCUUCUAUUUUGACAAACUCAAGAUGCCUGGCAUCUUGUCCUUCCGACUACUAUUUUGAUAAAGAAGUGAGUCAAUGCCGACCAUGCGACUACUACUGUUCAUCUUGCCAAGGAGGUAAGCUUGUGAUAUAAUGUAAAUUGGAUGAAUAGGUGUAGUCAGUUGCAUCAACGAUGUUCUGAAUUGGUAGCUUACAUCCUUACGUCUAAAACAAUGUAGGUAUGUUGGGAAAAUGGGAUACCGUGCCGAAUUAUAAGUUUAAAAAAAUUAAUUUAAUCCCUUUCAUUGUAUACAAGUCGUUAUAUUCAGACACGAAAAGAGCAGCGCGGAAGGAUUAUUAUCGAACAGUUCAUAUAGAUUGAAGAAGCAAAAUAGUUUUAUUACGUUUUAUAGACAUAAAUAAUUGAUAAAGGAAAACAUUGCCGUGAAGCAGGUCAGUAAGUGGGAUUCUGAUUUGGAUAGCUGGCCAAGUUCCUUUCCCAGCAAUCUCCCUUGUUAAUUGUGGACAUUCCGCCCUCCUCACAAGGAAACAGAGACCAAUCCAAACCAAAAUAGCUCUUAUGAAAGGCUAACGUUAGAAUAGAAAAUUCUGUUCGGCUACCAUAUGAUGGAACCUUUAUUCUGGGAACGCCAGUGGGAACAGGACAAGUGUCCCCCGAAAUAGAGGUGUCCCUUCAAUAGUGGUAACUAAUACAAAUGUUGUAUAAGCUGUUUGUUAUGGGAACAAAGUUUGUGUCCCUUUGAUGGAGGUGUCCCCUAUAAAGAGUUGCGCAAAAGGACAAGACAAUGGGUGUUUCCUCGGAAAAGAAAGGCCCCACUGAGUAGAUGCAACCUGUUUGCUUUUCUUUCCAACACUACUGAUCAAACCAGUUUGCCUUUCCGAAUGUCUUUAUCUCUUUCUCCUUUCAGGCAAUGGUAUCAGAAAUUGCACCAAGUGUGUACCUCCGUUUGUGUUACUUAAACACUAUUGUAUCCGAGAGUGUCCAAAGCAUGGGUGGGUAUUAGACAAGAAUAAUCAGAAGUGUAUAGAAUGCCAUGCGUCCUGCUCAAGAUGCAUUGGACCCACGGAAAAUGACUGCAUAGCGUGCAGUCGGCAUGACAUGAGCCUUGUUGGGUUUUCUUGUAAGAAAGAAUGCCCUCAUGGAACAUUUCCUAAUCGCUUGACAGGGGUUUGUGAGAGGUGCCAUCCAAAGUGUGAAACAUGCUCAGGACCUGGCGAAAUGCACUGCAAGACAUGUGCAAAAGACCUUUUUCAUAAUAAAAGGAAUGGAAGCUGUAGCUCACUUUGUCCACCAGGGCAGUUUUCAGUAGAAGGAAAAUGUAGCAGUUGUCAUGCAACCUGCAGAACGUGCAAUGGUCCAGGUAAUUCUGACUGUCUGGACUGCCCUGAUGGUCAGCUGCUGCAAAAUUUUACUUGUGUCAACAGCUGUCCGGAUGGCACAUAUGUCACUGAAAAGGAUGGAAUCCAUCAAUGCCUGCAGUGUCAUCCAGUCUGUGACCUUUGCCAUGGACCAACAAUGAACAGCUGCAUCAAAUGCAAGAAACCGCUCUACAUUGAGGGAAGGUUGUGUGUCACGCAAUGUUCACGCAGUCAUUCCCUGGAUGAGCACACAAGGACUUGUCUUCCUUGUGGAAGUGAGUGCAAGACUAAAGCUGGAGCUCGGAAUCGUUCUGUUCAUGACCAAGAUAAUCAAGUCCUGCAAUAUGUACUUGAUGAUUCCCACAAGAACAGUUUUUCAUUAGUUGCUGUUACAGUUGGGUCUGUUUCAGUAGUUGUUUUUCUUCUUAUUUUUGGAAUUCUCCAAUUCCGAACAAAGAAGAUUCUUAGAGGUAGAAGAGGUAUCAAGGCAACAAUUACGAAAAGUGAGGAUGAGGAGGAAUGCAGGGCUUCUCUCAUAGAAGGUGAAGAAAACAGAGCUUAAAAUAGUUGAUUUUUGGAGCUGCGGGUUUUUCAGAUAUUAUUGUUAUCAUUGAAUUUUACUUUUAUAUUAUGAAUAAUAUAGGGCAUGUGUAUUCAAUUUUAUCGAGAUAAGGUUCUUUUUGGAGCCUGAUAUUUAAUAAGUACUUCUAUAUAGUAUUAAUACACGUGCAAUGUACUUAAUCAGGUCGUAUCGAUCUUGGCGUCGCAAAUAACUAUAUCCUCGAAGUUUACCGUACCUGAAAAUUGGAAGUUUGUCAUUCAGCCGUAAAGGUCUUCGGUAUAAGCUGUCGUAGGUCAUUUUUUACCAAUGUUACCCGGCGGAAAUAACAGUCACGUUGUGUUCACUCCAGGGGAAGCAUGGCUGUUACCCUGACUGGGAGUACAUUAUGCCUUACCAUGUGCCUAAUGCAACGCAUUGCAAUAAUAACGAUAGUAACACGUUUAUUCUAACCGGAACUAUCACUUUCUCAAGGUUUUCUGGAACUAGCCUUGGCAUAAAUACGCAUAUUAAACGCUUAAACGUUGUUUUUCUUGCACAAGAGUACAUUUUAUGCCUUGCUUACACAUUGCUUGAAAAGAGAGACUUCAUACUUAAUAACAGCAAGUUCAGAUAUAAAUGUUACCUGUACUGAGCGUCUUCUUUAAAAGAAAAGAAAUUGCGCAUAUGUCUCUGAGAGAAAUGCGUUUCGUUGAAAUGACACUUUUACUCUAAACAUGUUUUCAUUGAAUAUGAAAGGCAACUUUAUUGUUUCCAUUUUGAAGUACAAUAACACGUGAACUAUCAAGUCAUAUCUCUACUAUACAUCUAAAUUGUUAAUGCGAACACAAAAUUUGACUUACCAGUUAUAUCCUUCAACGUUUGACUGCAGCCCAUAAUGGUGAUAGUAUCAAAUUUCUCUUUGUAAUAUCAAUGCUUCAAAAAACACUAGUAACAAGAAUUAAGAGCGUGAUUUGCUUGAUAUUUUAACAACUUCUCCCCACUACAUCUAUAAGAAAUGUAUGGGGGCAUUAAGUGAGAAUUUAAAUUUUGAUACAAGGGUUUAAAGCUAAAAUCAGAGAAAUGCUCCGUGUGUAACUGUUAACGGCUAAAUUAUGCAGUAAGCUGAACAGUAGCAGCCAAACCAAAAAUUGUACAUCAUAAAUAUGUUUGUCACUUCACUAUGAAGAUCAAUGAAAUGUUACAAUACGUGUAAACUCUUUUUUUUGUAAGAUCCUUUUUUAUGAGAACGUUCAGCCUGAAUUUUGCCAAAAUAUUAAGAAUACGCUAAGAACAUACCCGACGCUCAGAGAAGAACGAUUUAUUUUUCACUGCUUUUACUUUCCUAAAUCCAGAAAACCUGAAUUACGUAAUGUCUUACAUGGAAUCAGAGUGCAUGUGCAAUUUUGUUCUUUCAACACAUGCCGACUGUGUAUGGUCUAUAAUACAUCUACAUUGUACUUGUACAAUUCAUUGAUGUGAAAACUAUAAUCAUUGUCUUAUCUUGUCUACAUGUGGCUUAAAAGAUAAGAACGACCCGGGCUCAACUCGAAAAAUGGACGUUCUUAUAAAGAAAGAGUGUACCGAGGUGGAAUCCGGUUUCUUUGUAAAGUGUCUGAUUAUUUUUUGUAAUUUAUAUUUUCAAAAAUUAAUGUAAAACUAUACGCGAAGUACUUCGUAGUUUAUUGACUUAAUAUAGAGCGGGGAUCUUUUUAAAAUUGAUAGGUGACUAAAUUGUUUGCUCUGCAACAAACAAGUCGACAAUACGUUAUUAAUUAUAAGGUUAUAAAUUGAAUGAUUGCAAUAUUUACGACUGUAAUGCAAGUCGUGGAAAAUUUUAGAGAAAUAUGAAAGAGA